This is a messenger RNA of Pneumocystis murina B123, 3057 nucleotides long. RefSeq lists its product as hypothetical. Gene Ontology annotation, molecular function: GTPase activator activity; protein binding. The transcript has 9 exons. Lineage: Eukaryota; Fungi; Ascomycota; Pneumocystomycetes; Pneumocystales; Pneumocystaceae. Bases 1 to 3057 code for a protein of 1018 amino acids. The record is from RefSeq and is a predicted model, not a curated record. Gene Ontology annotation, cellular component: cytoplasm.
AUGGGGCAUGUAGGCUCUAGAAUGCACGAAAAGCCUGCAAUAUAUAUAGAUACUGAUAAGUUAAAAUUUUUUUUUAAGUCUAUUGUUAUUACCAAUUCUAAGGAUCAGGCACCAAUUUAUAUAACCGUAGAAACAUAUCCUAAGACUUUUAUCAAUAUUUCUAGUGAUAGGGAAUGGCCUAUUGAGUUUAUUUUUGAUCCAGAAGCUUCUACUCAUAGUUUCUUACCAUUUCUUUUAAAACUCUAUGCAGAUCAGGAGAUACAUGUUAAAUUUAAUAUUAGCAUUCGAUUACAAACACCAGAAGAAAUAGAGACCAUGUGUUUUAAAGGUCUUUUUUUUGUUUACGGCUCUAAUAUAUUUGAAUUAGAUAACAUUUUGGCAUCGGAAUUAAAGGAUUUUGAAAAUAUUCAAAAUUGUCAAAAUGUUUCUUUUUUAGAUAAUAUUUCAACAGACGGAUUAUUAGAAAAAGAGUUUGAAUGGUCUUGGACAUGGAAACCUCAUUCAUCUAAGAAUAAGUAUUUAGAUGGAUGGAGGAAUACGUGUUAUUUUGUUCAACAUGAAAACAACGAUUUUUCUAUAUUAGCCAAAUUUAAUUUUUGGAUUUUGCAAAACGAUCUGAAAGUUCUACUAAAUGAAGAUCACUCUUCUGAAAAGAAAAAUGCUUUAUUUAAUUCUUUAUUAUGCAAUCUGAAUUCAGUAGUUAAUUUCAAUAAUUUUGAUGAUGCGUUUAAAAAUGAACCGAACGAUGGUCCAUUAUUUCGUGCAAUAAUAACAGCAUUGGAAAAAAAGACUACUGUUUUUAGAUAUAGAAUCAAAAAAUUAAUUAAAAGGGCUGUCGAUCUCUAUGAUUCUCAAAUAACUAAAAAUGAUGCAAAUCGUAGGUUUAUGAAUACAUUAAAAAAGGUCUCUGAAUCAAAUCCUAUUGCAAUGAAACCUGUAUUGAAACUAUAUUUGGAAGCAGCUAAUCAGCAGCUGCAAAGUUUUGAAUAUAAUAAUGCACUUCAAUUACAACGCUUGAUUAUAAAACCAUUAAAAUGUAUUUAUGAAGCCGAUAUAAAAGCUGCUGAAAGAAAAAAGAAGAAUUUUGAAGAUGAUUCUCAUGAUUAUUAUCAGUUUGUCUCACGUUAUUUGAGUAAAAGUGAUUCUUCUAAAGAUAAAAAAAUUUAUAAAGCAGAUGCGAAAUACUUUGCAAAAAAAAGAGAUUUUGAGCUUAAAUGUUUUGACUAUUAUUCUUUUAUGCAGGAUCUUAGUGGUGGAAAAAAGGAGCAAGAAAUUUUACAUCUUUUUACUUUAUAUGUGGAAAAUCAAUAUUCUACGUUGCAUAGAGUUAUUAAUGUAAUACUUGAUUUAAAACCGGGACUUGAUAGCUUAACUCAGGGUGUUCAGGAAAUUAAUAAGAAUCUUAGACAUGUCUCUACAAAAAGAGAAGAAUUAAGGCGGGUAUUAGAAAAAUCUAAAAUAUUUGUACAAUCGAAUAAUUUCUUUUCUUCUACAACACAUCAAAAAAAAUCAAAAGAUUCAGGCUAUAAGAAUCACUGUUUGACUUCAAAUAAUUACUGCAGUUCUCAAGAUAAUAGUUUUGAUUCUAAUGUAAAUAAAUUGUUGACUACAGAAAAUGCUGAAAUAUCUUUAUAUUCAAAUGAAGAUUCUAAAAGAUUAGAAGACACCAACGAAAAUGAUUCUGACAGUAUUUCUCAGAGACGAAAAGAAGGGCUUCUUUGGGCACUUUCUAGGCCAAGGGGUUAUACUGAUCCUAAAGUAGUGCAAAAGCUAAAUUGGCAUAAAUAUUGGAUUGUGCUAGCUGGAGGAAAAUUGUGCGAAUAUCAAAAUUGGAAACAAGCUAUAGAUCUUCAUAAUAUCCCAAUUGAUUUAAGAAUGGCAAGUGUAAAGAAAGUCUGCUCUCUUGACAGAAGAUUUUGUUUUGAAGUUAUAACUCCUAAAAUUAGACGAAUUUAUCAGGCAACAUCUGAAGAGGAUGUAUCUUCAUGGAUCAAAAGUAUUUCUAAGGCAAUAGAAAGUUUAUUAGAAGGAACGAGUUCUGUUUCUGAUCUUUCUCACUAUAAAAAUGUGGAUAAAACCCCCAUGUCUAAAUCAAAUGGAGAAAUAUUUUAUAGAAAUACUUUACCUUCUAAUUUAACUAUUGAAGAUGAUAGAAAUUCCAUUAAAAAUGCUUAUAAACUUUUAAAGAUAAUACAUGAUGCUGACCCUAUAUAUAAUGUUAUCUGUGCGGAUUGUAAUAGUUCUUCAAAAGCAGAAUGGUGUUCUAUAAAUAUUCCAGCGAUAUUAUGUAUUGAAUGUUCAGGUGUUCACCGAUCACUUGGAAGUCAUAUUUCAAAAGUACGAUCUUUAAUGCUUGAUACAACAUCUUUUACUAAUAAUUUGAUUGAUUUUAUUUGUCAAACUGGAAAUAAAAUGACGAAUUUGAUCUAUGAGGCUACGUAUGAUUCUGUGAAAAACUUGAAAAAUAUAAUUAAACCUUUUCCAACUUCUUCUCGGGAAGAGAAGUAUAAAUUUAUUUAUGCAAAAUAUGUUGAUAAAGCAUUCGUUUUGUACGAUUCUGAUCCUAUGAAAAGUCUACUUUUUGGUAUAUAUAAUAAGCAUAUUGAAUCUGUAGUUCAAGCAUUGGCAUCUGGAGCAGAUCCUAAUACUAUAGAUGCCGAAUCUGGAGAUUCUGCAUUAAUUCUUUCAUUGUCUUUAUCUUCAUAUGAAUUGGGAAAGAAUGAUUUAAAUAAUUCUUACAAAUCGCAGCAAGAAACAUUUCCUAUAGCAGAAUAUCUUUUGCAGAAUGGGGCUAAUCUUCCUGAAUAUUCUCUUUCUAUAUCACAUGAAAAGUUAUCUAUUCAGGCUAGAGCAUAUUUACAAAGUAAAUAUCCUAAAAAAUACUUAAAUAAUGAACAUGUAUCGGAGAAUAUGAAUUCUUCUGUAUCUAACAAUGGAUUAUUAAUCACAACAGACAAUUCAUUAAAUAAUUUUUCUUUUUUUUAUAAUGAACACAAAAAUUCAGGAAAACUUCAGAAAAAAAUAAAUUCUAGUGGAAAAUUGCCAAAAUUACUUUAG